Molecule: messenger RNA, 1053 nt
Organism: Symbiodinium natans
Lineage: Eukaryota; Dinophyceae; Suessiales; Symbiodiniaceae
Source: the annotation of a GenBank genome assembly
AUGACUUCGCCAGCUCGCGAGAAAGGUGCUCCGAGCGUUGAAGUCUUACGCCAAGAGAUCCUCGGCUUGAAGACGAAGUUGCGGGAUUCUCUGAAGGCACAAGAGGACCUUCGGGAGCAGCUCGUUCCGAUUGAACGGCUGAAGCUUGAAUGGAGGAACGAAAAAGGACUUAGAGAAAGGACAGAGGAGCAAGUCAGAUCUUUGGAGGCCAAGAUCCAUCAACUGACAAGCAAAUUGGCGGAUGUGAGUGAGGAGCUGCAGGAGCAGAAGGCCGAAACCAGGAAGUAUGAGAACCGCUGUCUGGAGUUCGAGAAGGUUUGUGCAGAGCUCGGUCAGCAGGAGCGUGGCGCACAGGUGCAACUCUUUCGUGCGCAAGAGCGUGAACAGCUUUCCCGCGUUGAUGCUUUCAACAGCACGCUGGCGAGAGCAAAAGCAGAAGAGUUGUGUCAGGACGCGGCGGCAACAGCUCACAGCAGAGAGCAGCAGCUUUGCGCUUUGAAGGCAGACCUGCAAGUCCUGAGUGGACAUGCUGCAGAUGUACGAGACGAGCUUUUUGAGAAGCGUGUGGCUGUCAGCAGCCUAGGCAAGGAGCACGCAGCUCUCAAAAGGGAUCAUGCUGAGCUCAGAAGGGAAUUUGACAGCCAGCAAGAGGCUCUACGGCAAGCAAUGGCCGAACUGGGAGCCUUGCAGGAGUGCAAGGCCAGGCUAGAACUUGACCUGCAGUCAGUUCGUGAGUCGCGAGAGGCUUCUGUGCCUCAUCCGUGGGAGGCUCUCAUGUCCCAUACGCAGCCGGACAAGCUCGAAAGGAAGCUGGCUCCACACACUCCACGCGCUCCGCCUUUGCAACUUCCAAUCCCUCAUGAUAGCACACUGGCCUUCCGCAACGCCAUGGAUGACAAGGACGUCCCUGGCCUGGCGAAGCAUUUACAGUGGCAGAUGAGCCGCCUGAAAUCAAGGCGGGACUACCCACGGUGUGCAGCUGCUCGCCAGCUGAGAGGCAGGAUUCUCGGAGGCGAGCCAGGUCCUUUGUUUAGCGAAGAGAUGGAGAGCUGA